CACAGUUAAUCCACAUCUGCUGUUUGAUUUUGAUGUUUUUUCCAUUUAAGUAAAUUUGGAUGUAAUUGCAUCAAAUGGAUUUUUCGGGUUGAGACGUCCUGUUAGUUUUCUCUUAAUGAAGCUCCUCCUGUUGUUUACAGGUGCCACCGUUUGCUUGGUGCUCACAGGCUGGAGGUCAGAGUUGACCCUCCUCUGUAUUUACGGCCUGUACCGGUGCUGAUGGGCAGAGAACAGGUUGAGGCUGAGGACGGGAUGAGCAGCUUCCCAGCUGACAAGUGCAUAUCGGACAAAAGCGCAGCGGAGCGGGUGGCGAGCAUCCGCAUCCUCAUCCUUACCGAGUGAGGAAAGAAUUUUUUUUUCUAUCCUUUUUUCUCCCCUCUAAAUUUCCUGCACAGCUGCUUGGCGACAGGAAAUGUAUAUCCGUGUUAUCUCCUGAGGGGGGGAGGACAGAAGCAUUGCUGGAACUACUGCCUGAGCUGAUUCGCCGGGAGGACUGGGAAGAUUUCGGAGCAGAAACACGUUUCUGUCGGAGCUGGCAGCUCAAGCUCUCCGCUCCGUCGCCACAACGUCCACAGCGCUGGACACAAGUCUGUUGCUCCGAGACGUGCGCAUCGGUUUCCGCGUCUGGAACCUGACUGAGAGGUGCUUUUUUUGUGCAGAAGAGAGAAGAAUAAACUCGUUGCCAAAUUGCACACGCGGUUUAUUGUGCGCGCUGCUGCCUGCAAGUUGGGAGCGAAGCGCACCGCUGGAAGUUUAUGCGCCUCGGACAGACCCGCAGCAGCUCCUUACAGGUGCAGCAGGUGGACAGCCGAAUGGACUGAAGAAAAGAGCGACAGGGGUUCAGAAGUGAGGAGGAGGGAUUUGGAGAGGAAAUCAGUCACAGGACGAGAAUCACAGCCCAGAGAGAGCAGGAAGGGGGAGCUGAAAGAAAGUGAAAUAAUCCAGUGGUGAACGCCUCAGUAGAGUGUCAGUAGCAAAAGGGAGGGAGUUGGAUGCCCAGCAUGCCGGUAGCAUGGAAAGGGUGAGGGAGCAGCGGCCUUUCUGCUCGCUGUCCAAGAGCCAGAGGGAGCGGGACAGAGACUGCGAGCGAGACAAGGAUCGGGAGCGGCGCUACACAGCUUCCUCCACGGACCGGGACAACGGAGCCUGUCGUGUUCCCACUCAGAAAUCGUACAGUUCCAGCGAGACCCUGCAGGCCUUCGACCAUGACCCCUCACGGAUGCUGUUUGGAGGCAGAGUCAAGGAGAUGGUCCACAAGGAGACAGCAGAAUACACCAGGCCUGGACAGACAUUUUCAUUGAGGCAGCUCGGGAUUUGUGAGCCAGCAGCUCGCAGAGGCUUGGCUCUCUGCCCUGAGACUGGCCUGUCCCACCCUCUCAGCAGCUACACCCGGGGGCCGGCCGCCACAGAAAACCAUGAACCUGUAUCACCGGAACGUACCAUGACUCUUUGGGGAACGGGGGCAAAAUCUGGGCAGAAUUCAUGCCUCUCCAGCCGUUCCAAUUCGGCGCUCACGCUCACUGACACGGAAAUGGACAAUAAAUCGGACACUGAGAUGGGUGACAAUCUGACUAGUCAACAGGCCCCGCCUCCCAUCCCACCUGCCCCGCCCCCACAUAAGCAGCACCCGUCCAUCACCUCCCUGAGCCGCAGCUCACUGGCCAACCAGCGGAGCCCGAGUCCACCACCCACAGCCGGCCUGGCGGCUGACUUGCAGAGCACGGCGGAAUGCGUCCAGCUGCAGGACAGCUGGGUGCUGGGCAGCAAUGUGGCCCUGGAGAGCAGGCACUUUCUAUUUAAAACGGGGACGGGAACCACACCGUUCUUUGGCGCCACAGCUCCCGGUUACACCAUGGCAACAGGAACCGUUUACUCCACGCCUGCACGCCCUUUGCCCAGAAACACUCUGUCCAGGGGGGCUUUCAAGUUCAAGAAGUCACCUAAACACUGUUCCUGGAAAUGCACUGCCCUGAUCGCCGUGGCCGUAGCCGUAGUGCUCUCCAUCAUUCUCUGCUACUGCAUAGGUAAGGCUCAGAGGAGAUUACAGCAGCUGUAACAUUUGGCAAAAGUU
This is a messenger RNA of Poecilia latipinna (sailfin molly), 2071 nucleotides long. RefSeq names its product teneurin-3-like. Gene Ontology annotation, cellular component: membrane; neuron projection. The transcript has 5 exons. Bases 1013 to 2056 code for a protein of 347 amino acids. Gene Ontology annotation, molecular function: protein homodimerization activity; cell adhesion molecule binding; protein heterodimerization activity. The record is from RefSeq and is a predicted model, not a curated record. Gene Ontology annotation, biological process: heterophilic cell-cell adhesion; neuron development; signal transduction. NCBI's taxonomy places the organism in Eukaryota, Metazoa, Chordata, Actinopteri, Cyprinodontiformes, Poeciliidae.